This is a messenger RNA of Mirounga angustirostris (Northern elephant seal), 7872 nucleotides long. RefSeq names its product chromosome unknown C14orf132 homolog (gene CUNH14orf132). The record is from RefSeq and is a predicted model, not a curated record. Bases 216 to 467 code for a protein of 83 amino acids. The transcript is spliced from 2 exons. NCBI's taxonomy places the organism in Eukaryota, Metazoa, Chordata, Mammalia, Carnivora, Phocidae.
CCGCCUCGGCCGGGUCUGGGUCUGGGUCUGGAGCCGAGGCGCAGAGCCCGCCGAGGUCGCCAAGCCGGGGCCGCUGAGCUCGGCGGCGCCGCGGGGUCCGGGGUGCCUGCUCGCUGCUCCACCCGCUCCCGGCCAGCUGUGCCGGCGGCUGGACCCGCCGCCGCAGCACCAGGAGCAGCCGCGAGGACUCGAGCGCGGGCGGCAGCGGCGACACCAUGGAUCUGUCCUUUAUGGCCGCGCAGCUGCCCAUGAUGGGAGGCGCCUUCAUGGACUCGCCCAAUGAGGACUUCAGCACAGAGUACUCCCUCUUUAACUCCUCCACCAACGUCCAUGCGGCCUCCAACGGCCAGGGCCAGCCGGAGGAGCCUCCGCGGUCCUCCAACGACACGGUCUUGCUCUGGAUUGCCAUCAUAGCGACACUGGGGAACAUUGUGGUGGUUGGGGUGGUGUACGCCUUCACUUUCUGAGGUUCGGGGCGCCCGCGAGCUCCAGGCCGGCUCACCCCAUGCUGGGCUCACAGCAGGGCGAAGCUUUGUUUGGGGCAUCAGCGCUGUUGGCCUUUGGCUGUGCCCACCUUCUGGAACCAGAAGUUCUGACCAUGUGCACGUCCUCUCCAGGGGCAGCGACUGUGCAUCAGGAAUUCCCCCAAGCAGCCCUGAUUUCCAACGUUCUGUGCUGUGGUCAAGCUGAUCCAGAAAACGGGAGUGUGAGCUUCCAGUCCCUGGAGGCGUGAUGGGGCAAAGCCUUCGCGAGGAGCAAAUUGGGGAAUUUUCUGAAACUGUAUUUUAAGAACUAAGACCAGUGGAAAUAGCCGGUUAGGUGUGAAAUAUGGACAUGGGGUGACGAUCGCUUGCUGGCCGUAAAUAAUCACGUAUGUGUCUGGUUUUUAUGCCAACUUACCGCACCUGGUGUAUGGGGUGCGGGGGUGAGAGCUGCCCUCAGAACUGGAACGUUCCCAGCCCAGCCUUGGUCUCCCACUCAGCCCUUUGGAAUAGGGUGGUCGUGACCUGGGCCAUAGAACGUUCCUCGUUUGACUUGCACCAGGCAUCUUUGUCAUCAGACCCUUGGCCCCUUUUGAGACCCAGAUGCAUCGGCAGUCCAAGGACAGGGGGAUGACUGGUGAUGGGGUGGGAUUUCCAUGGGUAGGGGGUUCUCUGCCAGACGGACUUGCUCUUCUUUUUCAAAAGAGAAGAAGCGCCUUUAAACUGUAGAUCUGCCAUGUGGUCAAGUCUUCAGACCAGCCGCCAGAAGAUGCUCUCUCCUCUCUGAGAAAUCUCGGGAUUUUAGAGAUGGCAGGCUCAUGCCCACCUGAUCCUCCGACAGCCGGGAGGGAGAGGCGCGGUUUGCCGUUGAACACAGGGCAGGUUGUCUGCAGCGGUCAGAGCAGGAGGGAUGUUUCCUGACUCAGCCAGGGGCUCUCUCAGCCCCAGUGAAGCACUCUCUCAAGCAAAUCCCUGCUUCUCAGCUGCCCUCGGGGAGAAUGCCCAGAGAAAGGGUCUGGAAGCUGUGUGCCAGGGGGGCCAGGUGCUCAGACACCUGCAUUUUACACUGGGUCUGGCUCCUGGGUUCUCUUGCAGGCAUGAAUGUGCUCUGUCCGAGUCAGCCUCCUUAACCUUCCUCCGAGUCAGCGGCUGUGGGGAAGGGGGUUCUGGCAAGUAAGGGAGCCUCCCGCGCAGACCAGCACAGGAUGGGAUGCGCUGGGGGAGAAGGACUCGCUCUUCUUUGUCCUUAGGAAAGGCGCCUGCAGGGUACACCCCCCUUCCCCAGAUAGCUGCCCUGUGCCGAGCAGAGUGGGAGAGGCUCACACGCAGGCUCCCUCGCUUGCAGGCCAGGAGUGGCUUUCUCCGUGCUUUCUCCCCGUGCUGUGCGAAAGAAAAUAAACGGUCUAAACUUCCCCUCUGUGGUGGGGAAACUGAAAAGACUGGGUGGGAAGCCCUGGUGCUGUUUGGGGACAAUUGCAAAAAGGCUGAUUAUGUCCCUGUGGUCUCAGGAGACAUGGCUGUUUCUGAAUGGCAGGCACAGGGACAUCUUAAUUGUCCAGAGGCAGCCACCCAUCUGCGAGGUUGGCGCCGGGCUACUGUGCUAACAGGAUCUCCAGCCCGACCUCCAGACUGUGUCCUCAGGUGGCCACCAGCUCCUCUGAGCCACAUGUGUCGCUGCAGCCAUGCAUGCAUGCCCGGCGGCUUCGGCUCAAGUGGAGCUCGUGAGUGCAGAGCUGGUGUGACCUUUGCCAAGAGGGAGAAGGGAUGGGGACCUUCGGCCCGGGCUCCUUCUGGAAUCACUGACAGGGCCGUGCUCUCAGCAGGACCAGACUGGGCAGGGGGGCGGGGGGGCGGGGGGGCUGGGCUGGGUGGUCAGCCGUUGCACACCCAUCAUCCCCGCUGCUUCCCGAGCAAACUCUUCCCUGUCUCAACCCCCAUGUGUGCCCCAUGAGCAAGGGCUUUCUGAGACAGGUGUCUUCAUGAGAACCCAAGGAGGAGGUCGAGAGCCGGGGUGGGGAGGAGGCUAGGCGAUGCUUGGUGUCUUUGUGGGGGUCACUGCAGCCCAGAUAUUCUGAGUCCUUACCUUCUGACCCCGCAUCCCCGAAGGAGCCCUGUAGAGAAGUAGGUGGCAGCUCCCUGUUCUCCAGAUGGCCUGUGGCGAUGGCAGUGGGAGCUCUAGAGGGUUCUGUGUGCCGUGACCGGGGAGGGGAGGAACGUGUGGUCCCAGCUCCGAGUAUCCAGGGCAGCCCCAGCGGGCUGGGGAUUCUCUGGGUAAUUCUGAGCGCAGGGGUCUCCCCCACGAAGGCUCUCUCUUCCCCUGGCGUAAAUGCCAGUUAAAUUCAACUUUCAAGGAGUUCUCCCUCUUUGGUCAGGGCCACAGACACAGGGCCUGGAGACCUGGGCCAUCUUGUCCAGACUUCACCUUCGGCAAUUAUAGUGACUUGCUCAGGGUCACUCCAUCCCAGUCUCCUACAGUGUUUUGAUCUGGUUUUUCCCACCAUCACUUAGGUAACAACGAGGAUAGAUAUGCACGUGAAUGUCCAAUGAAGGGUAAAGGACAGAUUUCCAGCCAGAGGGUGUGCUGUGCUGUCCCUUCUGCCUUACUCAGCGGGGUUCUGUCUUGGAUGUUAGGUAACGGGCAGGAGGCACCAUCUGAGCAUUGUGUCCAGGCACCGUGCUGGGCCCACAUGUGCAUGUUUAAUCUAUACGAUCACCUUACAGCAUCCUUACUCCAAUACAUAUGGAACCAGAAGCUCAGGGGAGCAGAGUAACUUGCCCGAGGCCACACAGCAUGAAAGUGACAAGCUGGGACUGGAGUGUGGACCCUCCGGCUCUAAAGCCAGCCUCUUUCUGCCACACCAUGCUGCAUUCACUGGCUGGGGUGGCACCUCCAGGGCACAUUUAAGCCAGGCUCUGGGUCUACAGAGGCCAUUCCUCGAGGUCCCAUGUCGUGGUGUGGCCCCGGCCAGCUCUGACUUCCUCCACAGGCAGAAGUCUGACUAUCCUCAGAAUAGGGCAGGCUCGUCCCCCUGCCCAUUGCCCUCUCUCUGUCCAAGCUUCAGGGAUGGUGGUCCCUGUCACCUGCCCCUCUCUUCAAAGCUGAACACAAGUGUGUUUGUGUGGCCAGAGAUGUUACCAGAGAGCAGCUUUCUUGGGAUACAUGCCGAAGGACCCUGGCCAAGACCCGGAGCCCAACAAAGGGGCCCACCCAAGGAGUGAGGCUCAUGCAGCCAGAUUGCCGGGGAGAGUUGGGAUGAUCCGUGUGGUAGGUGAGGCUCCGGCCCAGGCUCGGGCCUCCUGUUGGGCCCCAGGACUCUCCUGAGCAGGCAGGACGGAUGCUCCUCUCUCACACCCCAGCCUGGGGCUCCCAUCUGGCUUCUCCUGGGUGAGGUUGGCCCCAGAGCCCACCUUGACUUAAUGAGCCAGCGCUGAGGAAGAAGGGGCUUGCCUCUUCAGUAGCUGCUCUUCAGAGAAGGGGUCCUGUGUUUGCUGGAAUGUUCUCCCUCCUUGGCCCUCCACGUGCCUCCCCAUCUUCCCUCUGCAAGUCAUAGGUGCCACAUACCCGUGUUUGUCUGCAUGUGGGACACGUGCUUUAGGAGGGCUGGAGAUGCUGUCACCGGAGCUUGGGAGGGGAGCUUGGGAGGAGAGGCCGGAGGAUGCGUUAGGCAGGUGUGUCCCGAGGGGGUUCCACCUCCUGUGUGGGCCCGGGGAGGUGUUCACUCAGCUGUCCUUCCCUUUUCCCUGAGAUCCAGGUCAAGAGGCAGAUGAGAUUCCCCUCCAGAGAGAGACAGUUUACCUCCUUUCAGGAGAUCCCCGGGAUCAGAGGGAGAAAGUUAGGGAGGGCAGACCAGUACCACUUGGCUGGAGAGGCAAUAAGCCAUUUUCCAGCCUGUUCUAAAUGGAAGGCCUGGCUGCCGGCCAGACCACUAGCAUAUGUUGGAACCCCUCCCUGGAGACUGGAGAGACGCGGCCGUCGUCUGUCCUGCCGCCUGAUUCCCUCCAGACAAGUGAUCCUGUCCUUCUUCAGGAGCAUGACCUUCUUUCAUCAUUAGCAGUGAUAUCAUUAAUAAUUAUUAUCCUUACUGUUGUCAUCUACCGUGCAUCUUCCUUGUGCUGUGCUCUGUUCGUAUCCCAUUUACUUCUCCACUCACCCCUCGGAGGCAGAAGGGAGGUGCGGAGAAGUGCACGUUAAUUAUUGUCCCAUUUUUCUGUUGAGAAAACUGAGGCCGGGCCAAUGGGCCUGAGAACCCACAUCUAGAGAGCUGGGAUUCAGAUCCACCUCUGCUGGCCCUCCAGGCUGGAUGGCUACCCUGUGUCUCCCUGUGCGCACACUCUCCACGGUGAGCCCUCUGGAACGGACCGUCCCAGGAACGGGGACUCUGAGGCUGGGGCUGUUUGGGUCCCGGGUCGCAGGGUUCAAGUGUAGGUCCUGGAAGGGGGUUGGAGCAGUGCACACGUGUUUAGCAGUCUGAGAAACUCACAGAGGUAAAGAGGCGUUAGAGAGCUUCCAAUCAGGACCUGUAAUAUUGGGGAGGGCAAAUGGGGCCACAAGGGAAAGGAAGGGAGACCUGGCAAGUCUCCUGCUGCCUGGGCCAGAACAUCAUCUCCCAGCCUGCUGUGCCAUCACCGGGGAGCGCAGGGAUGGCCCUGGAUUACCAGCACAAGCCCUGGGAUGGGCAUCGCGCUACCUUCCAGCUGUCACCCGGCCCCAUGCACCAUGUCCUGGCACCUGCCCAUUGAGCAUCCCCAGAGCGAGUCCUAGGUGGGCUGGGCUGCCCUGAUGGGACGACGAAGAGGCUGUGCUCAGAGGGCCAAAGGCAGCAGUCAGAGCCUGAGUGCCCUGUAGUGGCCUGCCCCACAGGCCCCUGGCCUCUGUCAUCAGUGACAAGGACACAAGACAGGCUGGCUGCGCUGAGAGCUGAGAGCCCAGAGGGACAGGAGUUCAUUAUCUCCAAGCGGAAAAAAGGAGCCUCUCCGAGAAACUCAGGUCAUCCGCAUUAAGCAGCAGCGAGAUGUUCCCAGAAAAUCACUUCUGAGGUGAGACCUUGGCCAUUUUCUUUCCCUUCUUUUGGGGUGUGUGACAGGGGACAAAACAGUGCAAAACAUAGGGACUGCAGAGAGGAAGGAUUCCCCCAGAGUGAGAAAAGGGUAGCUGUCAGGAGUUAAUGGAAUGGAAUGGUCAAAAGUACAGAAAAUUGACAUCAAUUUUAGAAUGUAAGUCUGUGUUGUUGUUAUGAGUCACUGGGAAAGUCAUAAUUUUUUUUUUAUCAAGAGAGAUAAUAAGGGGCGCCUGGGUGGCUCAGUCAUUAAGCGGCUGCCUUCGGGUCGGGUCAUGAUCACAGGGUCCUGGGAUCGAGCCCCACAUUGGGCUCCCUGCUCUGCAGGAAGCCUGCUUCUCCCUCUCCCACUCCGCCUGCUUAUGUUCCCUAUCUCGCUGUCUCUCUGUCAAAUAAAUAAAUAAAAUCUUUAAAAAAGAGAGAGAGAGAGAUAAUAAAAGCAGAGGAAUCCCUCGAAGAGGCAGGACAGGCUGCACAGUACCUAGGAUGUACCCUGUGCCCAUCUUUUGGCCGCGGUGCAGGCUUGCACCUGCCAGAAUCUAUCCAGAUGCUUUUUUUUUUUUAAAGAUUUUAUUUAUUUAUUUAUUUGAGAGAGAGAAUGAGAUAGAGAGAGAGAGAGCGCACGAGAGGGAGGAGGGUCAGAGGGAGAAGCAGACUCCCCCGAUGUGGGACUCGAUCCCGGGACUCCAGGAUCAUGACCUGAGCCGAAGGCAGUCGCUUAACCAAUUAAGCCACCCAGGCGCCCCCUAUCCAGAUGCUUUAAUGAGGCUCCAUCCUCUGCCUCUGGGUCCUUUUGCCAGCUGACUUCCCGCCUUCCCAGAAGGAGGGCUGAGACCCCUCCUGCCUUGGGAAUAAAUCCUGACAGAUACACAAGGCAUAUUUGCAGGGAACUUGUGUGCACAACAGUUGGGGAAAUCCAGAGCCCUUAUUCAUCACCGAGCCCCUCCAUGUGGCUAAGCAGCCACCAGCGACCCCUGUGUCCAUCCCACCAAUGUCUUAAGGAACGAAAGAAUCACUGCACUUACGGUUCAAAGCAUUAUCCCAACAAUCCAGAUGAUUCUGACCAGGGCUCUGUAAGCUGGUAGGUAGGGAGUUUCCAAACUUUUACACUUAAGGGGACGGAGUCUCUGAGGGUUUUGUGGGAGUUUGCCAGCUCAGGCUGGUCGGCAGGAGACUGGGGUCUUGAGCCCAGGGCAUCUAUGUAGCAACGUUUCUGAACCAUUAGGCCAGGGGUUCUCAACCUUGGAAAAUUCUGUCCUUCAGGGGACCUUCAGCAACGUGGAGAGACAAUUUGGUUUUCACAGCUUGUUGGGGGUCGAUGUUCUACUGGCAUCUAGUGGAUAGAAGCCAACGAAGCUGCUGAACACCCCCCAACAACAAAGAAUUAAUGAUCUGACCCCCAAACACCAAUAGUGCUGAGGUGGGGAAACCCGGUACCAGGCAAUGCUAUCUCUGAAUUCAAAACUGUGGGUGUUUUCCAAAGCUCCCCUUUUCCCCAUUUGCGAGUCAUGGAAUAAAUCAGAGUUCUUCUGAGCAACGGUGGUGAUCAUGGUUGCUCCCCCGAGUUCCGAUAAUCCCAGCGGAGGGCAGUGGUCUGCAGCCUAGCAAGUCCUUUGGGUAUCCACGGACUCUCCAUGCCCACCACCUUGGGCUUUCAAGGGGAGACUCACCCAGAGGGAGGGGCUGAAUUUGUCCAGAUAACUGUGGUCUCUGGAACCUAGAGGGAACCUGACCUCUGCCAUGCAUCUGAGCAGCACUGCUGGGGUGGGGGGUGGGCUGGGGUGGGGGGCAGAGGGGAGCUUAGAAGGGAUGAGGAUGGGAGGGGCUGCCUCAGAGUCUUUGGGCAAACCUUUAUCUUAACCUUGUUUUUGACUCUUUUCCAUGUGCCCCACCCUGUUCCCCGCCCCCCACCCCCACCGGCUUGAAGGCUUAUUCACACUUUCUGCUAUUUAACGUUUUACGGAAACCUUACUCUGGUAAGGAGCCACCCUCCAGAGACCAGUUCUUCACGCAGAGAGAAUCAGAAACGUUUCUGUGUCUGACAAACGUUUUCAUAAUCAACUUGUAAGUAGUUUACUUAAUUAAAAAAAAAAGGUAUUUUAACUAUUCUUGUAAUCCUUUGCUACUCAAGCCCCCUGGUUUCACGAUGAGAUCACUAACUUUUACUACAGUGAAUAGGCGAUUUCUUAAUGUAGGGCUUCUAUGUGCUUUUUGAAAAAUAUCUAACCUUGAUGGAUGUAAAAAUGUGGCUAUGGAAUCAUGUUCUUUUGUUAGCACCAUUGUUUUUUGUCCUUUUCUAUGAUCAUCAUUAAAAACAAAACAAAACUUUAACU